Molecule: messenger RNA, 2989 nt
Organism: Herpailurus yagouaroundi (jaguarundi)
Lineage: Eukaryota; Metazoa; Chordata; Mammalia; Carnivora; Felidae
Gene: ACOT9
Product: acyl-CoA thioesterase 9
Exons: 17
Coding region: 449-1687 (412 amino acids)
Biological process (GO): acyl-CoA metabolic process
Cellular component (GO): mitochondrion
Molecular function (GO): fatty acyl-CoA hydrolase activity
Source: RefSeq, a predicted model, not a curated record
AGAGCGAGGUCUGCUCCCGCGCUCGCGCUCGCCUUACUCUCGACUUCCCUCCGCCAGCUGUCUCGCGUGGCCCGGGUUUCUGGUCGCCCGCGCGGCCUCAGGGCAAGAUGAGGCAGGCGGCGCUGCGAGGGCCUGUCGAGGGCCAUUCCCCAGCAGACACUACCCCAGGUAGUUUUAAGGCCGAAUUACCUAAAAGCGGGAGGACAAGAAGCUUCGCUGUCGGCGGGCCACCCUGCAGUCACCAAUCCGUCCACAGCCCGGGCCCUGCCACUCAGGCUGGGUAGCUCGGCUUCCAGCACCUAGGACUUUUGGUGCUGAUUUGAACUUUACCUUGAAUGAGCAGCAAGGCCCUGUAAGGCUUUGUACCACCUUGGGCAAGGGGCUGCGUGCUCCUGGCAGAGGACUCACUCAAGGAUCCGAGAAUCCCGAGAAACAGAGAGUCCUCCACAUGCGUGAAGCAUGUUCACCUAUACAUGUGAAUCACGUUCGUGAUAAGUUGCGGGAGAUAGUAGGAGUCUCCACAAACUGGAGAGACCAUGUGAAAGCAAUGGAGGAAAGAAAAUUACUUCAGAGUUUUUUGGCUCAGUCACAGAAAGGACUGCCACCCAGGAGAAUGAAAGACAGUUAUAUUGAGGUUCUCUUGCCUUUGGGUAGUCAGCCUGAAUUACGAGAGAAAUACUUGACUGUUCAAAACACCAUCAGAUUUGGCAGGAUUCUUGAGGAUCUUGACAGCCUAGGAGUUCUCAUUUGCUACAUGCACACCAAGAUUCAUUCAGCUAAGGCAUCUCCUCUGUCUAUAGUUACAGCCCUGGUGGACAAGAUUGAUAUGUGUAAGAUGAGCUUAAGUCCAGAACAGGACAUCAAGUUCAGUGGCCAUGUCAGCUGGGUUGGGAAGACAUCCAUGGAAGUGAAGAUGCAAAUGUUUCAGUUACACGGCAAUGAAUUUUGUCCUGUUUUGGAUGCAACCUUUGUAAUGGUGGCUCGUGAUUCUGAAAAUCAAGGGCCGGCAUUUGUAAAUCCACUCAUCCUUGAAAGCCCAGAGGAAGAAGAACUCUUUAGACAAGGAGAAUUGAACAAGGGGAGAAGGGUUGCCUUCAGCUCCACGUCAUUACUGAAAAUGGCUCCCAGUGCCGAGGAGAGGACAACCAUACAUGAGAUGUUUCUUAGCACGCUCGAUCCAAAGACUAUAAGUUUUCGAAGUCGAGUUUUACCCCCUCAUGCGGUGUGGAUGGAGGAUUCAAAACUGAAGAGCUUGGAAAUUUGCCACCCUCAGGAGCGGAACAUUUUCAAUCGGAUCUUUGGCGGUUUCCUUAUGAGGAAAGCGUAUGAACUUGGAUGGGCUACUGCUUGUAACUUUGGUGGUUCCCGACCGUUUGUAGUAGCAGUGGAUGAUAUCAUGUUUCAGAAACCCGUUGAGGUUGGAUCACUGCUGUUUCUUUCUUCGCAGGUUUGCUUUACUCGGGACAAUUACAUUCAAGUCAGAGUGCACAGUGAGGUGGCCUCUCUUGCGAAUAAAGAGCAUAUGACCACCAAUGUCUUCCAUUUCACGUUCAUGUCAGAAAAAGAAGUGCCCUUGGUUUUCCCCAGAACCUACGGAGAGUCCAUGUUGUAUUUAGAUGGGCAGCGGCAUUUCAACUCCAUAAGUGUACCGGCGAACUUGAGAAAGGACUACGUUGUGGAGCCCUAGGAAAACCAUGCUUGUUUAAGAGCAGCCCUCCACGGUGGCAUAGUGCCCGGUGAAAGCCCGAUCAAGUGUUUUGGUUUCAGUCUUUAUUCUCAUCCUCUGUUGAGAAGAAGAAUGUAUUCAACCUUUAGGAUGAUCAGCAAAGCAGAACAAGAGAGUGGCUGGGUGGGGCGGAGGAAGAGGGAGUUAUUAAACAAUAAACACUCUCAAGACAAUUUAAAUUAGAAACCUACCAUGUCACCUCCUGUGUGGUAAAGAAAUGAGGGCAGAAUGCCUUUAUAUGCAGUUGGAAACGUUUCUUUUCUUAAGCUUAUCACAAGCUAUCCGUAUGUGCAGUUUCCUGCCAAGGUAUUUGGAGGGCAUUCCUUAAGCCUGACGCUGCAGUUCCCCUGUAUUGUCUAAAUCCCAUCAACCCUACAUGAGUCCUCUGUGUUUUGCCUGCGUCUCCUUCCCAGCUUUGGUUGUUGGCAGGAGGCAGAUGAAAAGUCGGGGUGAAGGGAGCUAACAAAAGGUAAGGCAUUUGGAAGGAUUUGUGGGAAGCUUUAAGCCUAAAGCCAUACCAAGAGGAGGUAUUCAGAGAUGAUCUGUAUGAGGACACACAGGACCAUGUGUUCAUUCUUUUAUUCACCAGAUAGCUUUUCACACUCUACUCAGAGCUGGCCAGGAUAUAUCUGAUUCAAAAACAGGAACAGUGACAAUAAUGGCUGCUUAUGCUUGCUGAACACUUGCCAUGUGCUAAGGCACUGUCCUGAGCACUUGAUGUGUAUUAGCUCAUGUAUUUCUUCCACCACCACUAGAGGUAGGUUCUCUAACCCUCUCAGGUUAGGUCACUCAAGCACAGACAGGUUAAGUGACCUGCUCAUGGUCUCACAGCUAGUAAGUGGUGGUGCUGGCAUUCAGAGGCGUGUGGCGCCAGGGCACGCUUGACCAGUACAUGGGACUGCUUUCUGUGUCCAGGAUCACAUUGUCACCUAGGAACCCAAAGGGAGGUAUUCUCAUGAGUCUAGCCAAGACAAAGUUCCUUUCUUGAUGGGAUGGGAGGUCGAUUGAGUCCGGGAGAGACAAAAACCAGGCUUUUGGGAAGAAAAGAGUCCUCUCUGGCAAGGUGUUUCCCCACACUGUACUUGCACCAUCCUGAGCUUCUCUGGGCCCUUCAGUACAGUACAGCAUUUUGCAGAUUUACCUGUGACUCGGUGGGGACUCUGGGAGUUGUGUGAAUGUGUUAAGGGCAGUUCAAUGAAGAGACCUACUGUCUGCUGUCGUACAGAUUAUAUGUUAUACAUUUAAACAUUUUUUGCUUAUUCA